This is a messenger RNA of Glarea lozoyensis ATCC 20868, 1014 nucleotides long. Its product is annotated as P-loop containing nucleoside triphosphate hydrolase. NCBI's taxonomy places the organism in Eukaryota, Fungi, Ascomycota, Leotiomycetes, Helotiales, Helotiaceae. The record is from RefSeq and is a predicted model, not a curated record. The transcript has a single exon. Bases 1 to 1014 code for a protein of 337 amino acids. Gene Ontology annotation, biological process: coenzyme A biosynthetic process. Gene Ontology annotation, molecular function: dephospho-CoA kinase activity; ATP binding.
AUGGACAUAGAACAGGGUGAUCUCAAAACCCCGAAGAAGUUCCGACCCUCGGCAAGUCGCAUGGCAUCAUCGCAACCACGCGUUGAUCCUCACACCAUUCCACUCUCAUGCUCACAUUCCUCAUUUCACUUGACCUCUUUAUGGGAUCGCGCUGAGCUGCACUUCGCUCGCUCUUCCCAAAGACUUACAAUGCUUCUCUUAGGAUUAACCGGUUCCAUCGCGACUGGAAAGUCGACGGUCUCCUCUAUCCUUUCCUCCCCACCUUACUCCCUUCCUAUAAUUGACGCAGACAUCCUCGCGCGCAAAGUCGUAGAACCUGGGACAGCAGGCUACAAUAAAAUAUGCGCACAUUUCCUUCCUACGACUCCAGAUCUCCUCCUCUCAGAGUCCGACUAUGACACGAAGAAAUUCCCAAACGGAGCUCCAUUAAAUCGGCCAGCCUUAGGGAAACGUGUCUUUGGAGAUAGCGAGGAAAGGAAGAAGGACAGACAGGUCUUGAACGAAAUCGUACACCCAGCUGUGAGGUGGGAGAUGUACAGACAGCUGCUAAGGUGCUAUCUAAGGGGUGAUUGGGCGGUGGUCCUUGAUGUCCCUUUGCUGUUCGAGAGCGGGCUCGACAAGUUAUGCGGAAUCGUACUCGUCGUUGCUGUACGGGACCCAGCAAUACAGAUGAAGAGGUUGAGAGAAAGAGAUCCACACCUAAGUGCCGAAGACGCAGAGAACAGGGUCCGGAGCCAAGGAGAUGUCAGAGACAAGGCGAGGCGAGCUGAGUUCAUGGAGAAAGAAGCGGGGAGAGGAGUAGUCGUGUGGAAUGACGAAGGCAAAGAAGAAUUGCGAACAGAGCUCGAAAAGGUAAUGGAAACCGUGAAAGGGAGGAGUCCUAGAUGGUGGGCGUGGUUACUGCUUCUCUGUCCACCCCUUGGAGGUUUGCUGGGGGUAUGGAGUUACUGGCGAGGAACUGUCAUAAGUCGAAGAUGGAACGAUCAAGAGUUCAAGGAACGUGCGAAGCUUUGA